GUCAGACAGUCUGCUGUCACUUGCAGUGUGACAGCUGACGCGUAACCUGCGGUUGUGAGUGUAUAUUUUUGUGAAUGAAACUUUGUAGUUGGUACAUUUUAUGAUGAAAAGUUUUCAAACUUGAUCAUUAUUGAUGUUAUAUAUUUUUUGGUAGCUAUAUUAUAAUACAAAAUGAACUAUAGUAACCUGUUUUUGUGCACGUUAUUCAUAAUCUUGGUACAGGAAGUUCAAAGUUUACAUAAACGUUGCAUAAGAUGUAGAUCACGAGGAGAUCUGGGAACAUGUGGGGAUCCCUUUCCUAUAAAUGUGACUGAAACCAUAGUAGAACAAGGGCUUCAUGUUGUGGCCUGUCCCUCGGGAUGGUGUGGCAAGUUGCUUGAAGGCACUGUGGGAGCAUUUCGGACUGACGAUUAUGGCACUGCAACUGAAAGGAUGUGCCUCCAAAGACCCCCAAGUGAUUAUGAAGAAAGAUGUGCUUAUACAAUGUGGAAUCGCAAGAAGGUUUACAUGUGUUUCUGCAAUGGUGACCUCUGCAAUGCUGCAACUGGAGUCUCGACCUACCCACUCAUGCUUAUGGUAGUGGUUUUAAUACCUAUAUUUAAUUAUUUCAUUUAAAAACUGACUCAAAAGACUUUGUGAUAAAUAAUGUCACCUUAUUGUCUACACUUCGUAGGUGUGACAUUAAAACACUUGUACUGUUAGAAUAAAAUGCUUACCAUCAGCUUAAAAAAAGUCAGCAAUGCUAGAAUAGCAUGAAAAAAUAUAUAGAACAUCAUUACUGACAAUAAUAUUUGAAUGAAUUCUAGGUCACUAUUUACCAGCUCUACAAGAGCUUAGUCUAGCAAUAUCACUAGUAUUAAAUAUUAUAUCACAAAAAUGAUUAGAUGUUAAAUCAAAUAAAUACUUUUAUGUUUACUAUUCCGUCCAAUUAUAGUAUUUAUUUUAAUCUUUUGUCUUGCGGCAUGCAAUACAAAAUAGAAAACACAUUGUGUCUCGCAUAGAUGUGCUCUCUGGUAUAUCAUGGGUUAAAUUCUACUUUAAUUAUAUUCAGUCACUUGAAA
Spodoptera exigua (beet armyworm) is the source of this 1061-nucleotide messenger RNA. The record is from the annotation of a GenBank genome assembly. Lineage: Eukaryota; Metazoa; Arthropoda; Insecta; Lepidoptera; Noctuidae.